Molecule: messenger RNA, 1826 nt
Organism: Harpegnathos saltator (Jerdon's jumping ant)
Lineage: Eukaryota; Metazoa; Arthropoda; Insecta; Hymenoptera; Formicidae
Product: zinc finger protein 304
Exons: 2
Coding region: 238-1029 (263 amino acids)
Biological process (GO): regulation of transcription by RNA polymerase II
Cellular component (GO): nucleus
Molecular function (GO): DNA-binding transcription factor activity, RNA polymerase II-specific
Source: RefSeq, a predicted model, not a curated record
GCCCAUAACCCCUCUUCUUCUUCUCUCUGCUUAUAUAUAGGAGCUGUAUAAGGAACACGUUUCAGCUGGCUUUGUUAGAAGCGACUACGUUCAUGAGAUCGUAAGCAGUGGUAGAUAAAGGUGAUCUGUAGACUUGAUCAAAACUUUGGGAACGAGUGAGUGUGCUCGACGUCGUGUGAUACCUCGUGGUCAUUUAUGGACGCAUAUUUGUGCGGGACUUGCUAGCUGAUCGAAAACAUGAGGUGCAUAUCGAUGAGGCAAAACAGAAGUAAGCCGACUUCGCACGUUGUAGCGCAGCGAAAGGAUCGCAUGUGGGAAUUCGUAAAAGGAUGGUACCAGCAGAGAGACUCUUCGGAUUGUUUGGAAAUGCCAUCUUUGAAAGGCAACUCGCUCAACGGAGUUUUCACAAUAAAUAAAGCUGUUGCAGAAGACGUGAAUAUAUGUCAUGAGUGCGAAAUCUGUAAUCAGAGCUUCAAUACGUUGGAAGACGUAGAACGCCACAUGAAAGAGAGGCACAAAUUCUUCGUGUGCAUCUGCGACUUAUGUGGUUAUAUGGGUCUAAAACACAGAGUGGAAAAGCACAUAAUAAAGGAACACAAGGAUAUAUACUUCCGUGAACAAUCCUACGAUAAGAAUGAAGAAGGUAAGAACGAGGUAGAGGGCACAUGGUCCUUGGAGCAGCUUAUAAGUUACAGUCGCAGCGACUUGGGGCCGAUCAUUUAUGAGGAGUAUAAUUCAUGUAAGAGACAAAUGAAGUCCUUGCAAAAGAACAAGAACCGCAAAGAUCUAUUCUUCUGCCCGUUCUGCUACAAGUAUGUCCACGAUGCCGUGCUCAUGGCGCACUUAUCAGUGCACGUUGGUGCUAGGUCUUAUGUCUGUAGUAUCUGCAGCAAGAAGUUCAACCUAAAGCAUCAAUUGGAGCAGCACAUGCUAAUCCACAUGGGGACAGGCAUUAAAAAGAAGUCCAAGACCCGCUUACUUCGACAUUCCAGUCCUCGUUCGUCAUAUUCUAAUUUCUGGCGAAAAUAACAGGAGGAAUGAAAAGCAGUCGAAACAAGCUUCGACGUCGAGCAGAAGGAGAAACGAAGGAGACGGAGAUGAGCAAAUUUCGUGUUGUGAUGGUACGUAUUUUUACGAAAGCGUGGUGGAAUUAUGCAGAGUGGCUGACGAUGAGGUAUAAAUCUUUUGCGGGCGUGUGUAGACUAGGUGAAACGGAGCAAAAAUUUCCCUACCAUCUUGCGACGACUACAUGAAAACCACAUGGCUUUUAUGUUAAAAAGCGGACAAAACAACGAAAAUUGAGUUGCUCAUUUAAGAAGAUAAGCAAAUAAUCGCUUUUAUUAUAUCUGAUAAAACAUUCUUGCUGUCGCAGGUCUGCUCGAUCGAUUACAAAAGUGACAUUUUCCAAAUAUAUCUUUUCGCUUCAAAACGCGUCCUGCGGACAUUUUUCAACAUACGUUUCUUUGUUCCUGUUAUUGUUCACAACGUACGAUUCUUGCAUCUAUUGUACCUUAUGCAUUCAUUUUGCACAUGCGUGCUCCUCACCGGUGCGCGCAAAAUAGCGCACCGCGCAUUUACUGAAGUCAGCGGUGUAACAAAUCCCCCGGGACUCCCCGCACACGCGAAGUGCGAUGAUAUAAUCCACAUUCUAUGUUUUAAUGCUUUUUUAUUUAAUGUUUCUAACUGUUAUCAAGAAACGGGGAAAUAUAGUGUCUAUUAUACGUUUUUAUAAACUGGUCUUUGUAUAUUAAAAUUUGUUAUGUAAAUGUAACCAAUGAUAUCAGUGUUCCUCCAUCCUUCUCAUUGUCUCGUUUGUCUCUGCUGAA